Molecule: messenger RNA, 753 nt
Organism: Mesorhabditis spiculigera
Lineage: Eukaryota; Metazoa; Nematoda; Chromadorea; Rhabditida; Rhabditidae
Source: the annotation of a GenBank genome assembly
AUGCUCCGCGCCGCCGUACUCCUCGCCCUCGUCGGCUAUGCAGCGGCCGCCUGCACCAGCGACGGAAAUGGCGUUUGCAUUAAUGUCUAUAACAAGUGUCCGUUCCCGAUUUGGCCUGGAGUUCAGGGAUCGUUUGUGCCGAAUGGAGGCGGAUUCCGUUUGAAUGCUGGAGACUCGAAGCAACUCCGUGUCCCCAACGGCUGGCAAGCUGCCCGCGUCUGGGCCCGCACCGGAUGCGAUGGAAAUAUGAACUGCGAGACUGGAGACUGCGGAGGAAACACCGAGCAGUGCAAUGGCCGUGGAGGCGUCCCGCCCGUCUCCCUCGCCGAGUUCACCCUGAAUGGAGCCGGAGCUCAGGAUUACUACGAUGUUUCCCUUGUGGACGGCUACAACAUCCCGGUGCUGAUCAUCCCGAUCGAGGGCACUUACCGCACGAACGGAGGCCAAUACGACUGCAAGAUGUCGGGCGGCUGCGUGCAGAACCUUGCCUCCAAUAUCUGCCCCGAGAAGAUGCGUGUCGUCAAGAACGGCCGUAUCGUCGCUUGCAUGUCCGCCUGCGAGGCCUUCAACACCGACGAGUACUGCUGCCGCGGAGCCCACGGAACCCCCCAGACUUGCCCGCCCACCCAGUACUCCGAGCUGUUCAAGAAAGCCUGCCCUGGAGCCUAUUCGUACGCCUACGACGACAAGACCUCCACCUUCUUCUGCCGCGGCAGCAACGGACCAUCUCCGGCGUACACCAUCCAGUUCUGC